This is a messenger RNA of Diversispora eburnea, 999 nucleotides long. The record is from the annotation of a GenBank genome assembly. Lineage: Eukaryota; Fungi; Glomeromycota; Glomeromycetes; Diversisporales; Diversisporaceae.
AUGCAUCCUCGUGCAACAUUUCACGAGCACCACAGCUAUUGGAGUAACAAUUAUAAAGCUUUAUACAAAAUUACUACUGAAAAGAACGAUUUCAUAAAUUUCGUCUUAAUGUUUUCAAGUUUGUUUAAUCUGUUAUUAUUGGUACAUUUCCUUUUUCUCUGGUGCCACCUUAGUAAUUCUGCCGUUGACGCUACAAUAAUUGUCGUGGCUACUAAUGUCACAUACCAAGAUCGAAUAGCCGCGUUCGGUCCACGUCUAACCGAUGAAGGAUUUUCCGGCUAUCUUGUCUCGGUAGAAACCAUCGAGGAAGGCAAUCAGAAGGGUUGCAGUAUUCUUAAAAAGAAGGUUAACACUGAAAAUUGGAUAGCUCUUGUCGAACGCGGUCAAUGUUCUUUUAUUGAUAAAGUUCGAAAUAUGCAAGCAUCAGGUGCUAUUGCCGUAGUGGUUGGGGACAACGAACACAACGGGCUAAUAACUAUGUAUGCCACUGGCGAUACUUCGGAUGUAAAAAUCCCUUCUGUCUUUAUUGCUCAAAACGAAUAUAGAGAUCUUCGACCUCGCGCUUUAAUUGCAGAAAAACCGCUGGAGAUAAAACUCAUGAAAGAUGAUCUUUUUCAGUGGCCACUGCUAGACGUUAUCAUUGUCGUUAUUCUUUCACCAACAGUGAUGAUGAUCUUUAUAUAUGUCUUAUGGCGCAUUCGCCAACGUCAAAGACGCAAGCAGGAUAUUGCUCCACAACAGGUUGUUGGGAAUUUGCCGACAAAAAUAUUCUUUGAAUCAAAAAGACAAGAAAAUGAUCCUCAAGAAUGUUGCAUUUGUUUAGAGGAUUAUGUUGACGAAGAUGAACUGAGAAUUAUGCCGUGCAAACAUGAAUUUCAUGUCGCAUGUAUUGAUAGUUGGUUAACUACGAGAAAGAAAUUUUGCCCUAUUUGCAAACGUGAUAUUUGUACACCAACAGAAGAGACACCUUUAUUAUCAAACCAAGAACCAUCUCCUUAA